This is a messenger RNA of Tribolium madens (black flour beetle), 1317 nucleotides long. It is a transcript of the gene Sqor, whose product is annotated as sulfide:quinone oxidoreductase, mitochondrial. Gene Ontology annotation, cellular component: mitochondrion. Gene Ontology annotation, molecular function: FAD binding; sulfide:quinone oxidoreductase activity. The transcript is spliced from 4 exons. The annotation marks the transcript as partial. NCBI's taxonomy places the organism in Eukaryota, Metazoa, Arthropoda, Insecta, Coleoptera, Tenebrionidae. The record is from RefSeq and is a predicted model, not a curated record.
GUUGUGGGUGGAGGAACCGGCGGCUGCGCCACGGCUGCAAAAUUCAGUAAAAUAAUCAAAAAGAAUGAACUUAUAAUUCUAGAACCCAGCGACAAUCACUACUAUCAACCUCUGUUUACAUUAAUUGGCGGCGGCAUUUCUAAUCUCUCAGACGCAAGAAAAGAUACAAAAGAGGUGCUCCCAAAAAAUGCUGUUUGGUUAAAAGACACUGCCGCUGAAUUUAACCCCCAAUCAAAUUCUGUUGUAACACAGAAUGGGGACACAAUCCAAUACGAGUUUCUUUUAGUCGCCACUGGUAUUCAGACCGAUUAUGAUAAAAUUCCAGGUUUAGUUGCUGGUUUAAAUAGCGAUACAGGGGUGUGCUCUAAUUAUUCAGCAAAGUACGUUGAAGGGACGUAUAAAGCAUUACAAAAGUUUGAAAGUGGAAAUGCUAUUUUUACAUUUCCCAAUACUCCAGUUAAAUGUCCAGGGGCGCCUCAGAAAAUUUGUUACAUCACAGAUCACUUCCUAAGAAAAGUGGGAAAACGAGAUAAGGCUAACAUAAUGUACAACACGUCACUUCCUGUUAUUUUCGGCGUAAAAAAAUACGCUGAUGCACUUUGGAAAGUGUGUGAGGAACGCAACAUAAAUGUCAAUUUAAGAACAAAUUUAAUUGAAGUUAGGCCAGACAAAAGAGAGGCGGUUUUCCAAAAUUUGGAUAAACCUGAGGAACUUACAACUUAUCAGUACUCGAUGUUACAUGUAACACCACCUAUGAGCACUCCUCCGGCGUUAAAAAACUGUCGUAACUUAACAAAUGAGGCAGGUUUUGUCGAUGUGGACAAAUCGACUUUACAGAGUACUAAAUUUUCUAAUGUUUUUGCAAUUGGUGAUUGUAGUUCAAGCCCUAAUUCAAAAACGGCAGCAGCUGCAGCUGCCCAAUGUCAAGUGGUCUUUAAAAAUAUGAAAUCAGUUAUGGACGGGAAAACUCCCGUUUCAACAUAUGAUGGUUAUGCGUCUUGUCCUUUAGUGACUGGUUAUAACACUUGUAUUUUGGCCGAAUUCGAUUAUAAUUUAGCUCCAUUGGAAACGUUCCCUUUUAAUCAAGGAAGGGAGUUGUGGAGUAUGUAUCUCAUGAAAAAAAUGUUGAUGCCACCGUUAUAUUGGAAUUUAAUGUUAAAUGGGUGGUGGAAUGGCCCGGCAAUGGUUAGAAAUCUUCUCCACUUGAGAUUUUCACAAAGCAAAUAAAUAAAACCAGUGAAAUAAACAUACAUAAAAUAUGCUGUUAUAUUAAUUAUAUGUUGUAUUAAUUAAUCAUAAAAUUUAUUGUGAAUUUUA